This is a messenger RNA of Pteronotus mesoamericanus, 3773 nucleotides long. It is a transcript of the gene PI4K2B, whose product is annotated as phosphatidylinositol 4-kinase type 2 beta. Gene Ontology annotation, molecular function: 1-phosphatidylinositol 4-kinase activity. The record is from RefSeq and is a predicted model, not a curated record. Lineage: Eukaryota; Metazoa; Chordata; Mammalia; Chiroptera; Mormoopidae. Gene Ontology annotation, biological process: Golgi organization; phosphatidylinositol phosphate biosynthetic process; endosome organization. The transcript is spliced from 10 exons. Gene Ontology annotation, cellular component: trans-Golgi network; plasma membrane; endosome. Bases 129 to 1589 code for a protein of 486 amino acids.
GGCGGCACUUAGUGAGGUGGCCUCCCGUUUCCCACGCAGCGACUCCUGUUUCUCCGCGAUGCCUAGAUCGGACUCGGUCAGCUCUCCUCUCUGAGCCGGUCUCAGCGCGGAAAGCACAGAGGGAAUCCAUGGCGGAGUCCUCAGAGCCCGGGCGGCGGGCGGCCGCGGGCGGCGGGAGCCUGGACGAAGAAGAGGACGAGGAGCGGGAGCCGCUGCUGCCUCGGAUCGCCUGGGCCCCGCCGCGGAAGGGCGCCCCGGGGACCGCCGUGAGGCUGGUGGACGCUACGGGAGAGGCGGGUGCGUUGUCUCCUGGAGAGGCGGACGACAAGGAGCUGCUGCUCCGGCCGGCGGACUCGCCCCGCUGCCCCUCCCGGAGCGUCGGGCUCCCGCGGAGCUCGCCCAUCGACCUGGACUGGAGCCGCUCCGGGGGAUCAGAGUUGAAUGCAUUCUUGGAUGAUCCAGGGUUUGCUGAUGUUAUAUUGAAAGCGGAGCAAGCAAUCGAAUUUGGAGUUUUUCCAGAAAGAAUCUCUCAAGGUUCAAGUGGAAGUUACUUUGUGAAGGAUCCUAAAAGGAAAAUUAUUGGUGUGUUUAAGCCCAAAUCAGAAGAACCUUAUGGUCAACUGAAUCCAAAAUGGACCAAAUAUGUUCAUAAGGUCUGCUGCCCUUGCUGCUUUGGCAGAGGCUGCUUGGUUCCUAACCAGGGAUAUCUUUCCGAAGCUGCUGCCUCCCUGGUGGAUGAAAAGCUUCAUCUGGACAUUGUACCGAAAACAAGGGUGGUUUGGCUUGUCAGUGAGACAUUUAACUACAGUGCAAUUGACCGUGCAAAAGCUAGAGGCAAAAAGUAUGCUUUAGAGAAAGUGCCCAAAGUAGGUAGAAAAUUUCAUCGGAUAGGACUCCCUCCUAAGAUUGGUUCCUUUCAGUUAUUUGUUGAAGGUUACAAGGAGGCUGAAUUUUGGCUUAGGAAAUUUGAAGCUGAUCCUUUGCCUGAGAAUGUUAGAAAACAAUUUCAGUCACAGUUUGAAAGAUUAGUGAUUUUGGAUUACAUCAUCAGAAACACAGACAGGGGAAAUGAUAAUUGGUUAAUCAGAUAUGAAAAGCAGAAGCAUGGAACAGAAAUUAAGGAAGCAAAUUGUAUUGAUGAUAAAGAAUCGCUUAUUAAAAUAGCUGCAAUUGAUAACGGUCUAGCAUUUCCUUUUAAACAUCCUGAUGAGUGGAGAGCAUAUCCAUUUCACUGGGCUUGGCUUCCUCAAGCAAAAGUUCCUUUUUCUGAUGAAACAAGAAACUUGAUUCUACCAUAUAUUUCUGACAUGAAUUUUGUGCAAGAUCUAUGUGAAGAUCUUUAUGAACUUUUUAAGAUUGACAAAAGAUUUAACAAAGCCACUUUUGAAAGUCAGAUGUCUGUGAUGAGGGGCCAGAUCUUAAAUCUGACUCAGGCUUUGAGAGACGGGAAGAGCCCUGUCCAGCUGGUCCAGAUGCCUUGUGUGAUUGUGGAACACAGUCCAGGGAGAGGCCAGGGCCGGGUCGUCCACCUCAGCAGUUCCUUCACCCAGACUUUCCACUGCAGGAAGCCAUUUUUUUCCUCCUGGUAGCAGAUGUAGGAGAAACAAACUGGCGUUCUUCUGCUGUUAAAAUGUAAAAUGUAUUUACAUUACAUUACAGUAAUGUAAAUCUGCUCUUAAGUGCUUCAGUUGCCAAAACCUCACAUAAUGCGUGUUUUAAAGGUUAUGUUUUGAAUGUACUCGGAAGUUUACAGUUUUUUUGUCCAAAUAAUAACUUUUUAUUUCAGGGAAGAACUGAUAUAUCUCCUAUAUUGUAUUUUUGUAGAAAAAUUGUACUUUAUGUUGAUGGUGUUAGUUGAAAGGUAAUUUCAUGGUUUACACAUUCUGAAAUGACUGUAAUUAUUUUAGAAUUUCAGAUAGGAAAAUAAGAUUUGUCGACUGAAUAAAGUAACUUUUGAUAUACUUUUUAAAUAUUGAGAAGAAUGUUUGUUAAUUCUUCUUACAUUAUAAAAGGCCUUUGAAUAUGAAACCGCUCUUAUGAACUUAAUAGGUUAGUUAGUAGAAAAAUAAAUAAGAAUAAAGCAAUGUUGCCUUAAUUUAAAAAGCUGCUAUUUUAGAACUUGAAUAUUCCCAAAGUGACCAUUGUGAGGGACCAGAAAAUUAUAUCUUGUUUAAGUAAUUGAUGAGCAUUUCUUUUUGUACUUCAGAAUAUUUUUGCUCAAUUAUUUUGUUAUAAUGAGAAAAAAAAAUAAAGAUAUCCUUUUUUAAAAAAAAUGAAAACACUCAACUGAGACUUGAGAAUUAUAUAAAAUUAAGGUAGAUCUGUAAUAUUUUUGAAAUUCCAAAAUAGCAUUAAAAAUUCCUUUUUGUUCCUUGCAUAGAAUCAAUUACAUAAUAACUACUCCAGACCACUAAUCUUGUUCAGUCUAGUACUUCAGUUAGUAUUAUAAACAUCACUGAAAAGUAAACCAUAUCUCAAGGUGCAUAUUGGAUUAUAUUUUGGGGUCCAAGGAUAUAAACUCUUAAUAGUAACAGGAGUAUUAUCAGUUACUUGAAAUUCCCAAUGUUAUAAUUAGUCAAAUUUAGAACAUCAGCCCUAAUUACAGUGGACCAUGACAGAGAUAACCAUAAAAACAUUUAUGUUUGAUUUUGAAUGUCAGUAUGUCUGACAUUCUGGGAACUUGUACCACUUUUAAUUCAUUCAUUAAGUGAUUUUAAAUUAUGAUGAACCCAGUGUGAAGAUGUGAUUCUAAAGAAGCAGAAGUUUCAUUCUCUCCUUCAGGCUCUGAACAAACACCACCACCACUCGUGCUGAACUGGGCAGUUUGUAGUUUUUGGCCUUUUGCUUUUUGAGCUUUCUGUCCUGUGAUUUUUUUUUUUAAUUAAGUACUUGUGCAUCAAAAGUAUUUCCUGAAGGUUUAGUUAGGGUGCAAGGCAGGUGUGCGGACCUCCCUCUCUCCACUCCUUUCUCUUGACCUUGACGGAUGUGAUGAGUGAGAAUACUGCUCUCCACGCAGACGUGUUCUCCUACCUCCCCCGACCCUUCAUCACCUUAGUGAUGAGGUGAUGGAAAACUGGAAGCUUAAAGCGCAAGCUACUACCUUUAGAUAAAUACCAGGAAUUGAACUGUGCCUUUGAAGAUGAGUUCUAAAAGAACUAAGUUGUUAUGUGGGUACUGCUUUCAUAAAACAGGUUUUUGGGGUUUUAUGCAGUAUUUUGAGAAUUGCUAUAUUAAUUUUUAUAAUGAAAAUCUUAGUAAGUUACUACUGUUUUAUAUCUUAAAAUUAAAGUAGUGUGGAAAUAUUUUUUAAUGGCCUGACCAGGCCAGAAAAACUAAGUUGAAAUAUUUAAGAUGUGAUUAUAAGUCAGAGUACAUUGGUUAUAUUUUGUAAAUUUUUAUGAACUUAAUUCUUAUUUAAGUAUUGUGCUAACUUUUUUCAGUGAAUGUAUUUAUAGUGUCAAAUGGUAGACUAAAAGUAGUAAAAAUUGUUGUCUUAAGGCUAGAUUUCUCCUUAAGUAUGUAUAUUGAAUAUAUAGGUUUAUAAAUAUGUUUAUGUUUAUAAAUAUGUCAAACCGCCAUUUUCUUACUUCAUAUCUUAGUAGUACAGUUUAAUUCUUUAUAAUUCCAAAAGAUAUAUCUAACUGGAACCUUUAUAAUUGGGGACAUUUUAAUUUUAUUUAAUUAUAUGCUGCCUUAUUCUCCCUGGCAUUUGUCAGCAAUUGAAGACUCUGGAAACAUGAUGUUUUGCAGACUUGAAAACAAUUUGAUUCAUA